GACAGCACUGGAAGAGUUAAGCCUGUUGACAUUUACAUCUUCAAGCUUGAGCAUCUGAGUUGAUACUACAUUUAGAUUAAUGGGGCCAUUUAUAACUCUCAUAGCUAGUGUCUGAAUAUUUCUGGAGGUGUACGCAGACAUCAUUGCAUCAUUUCUCUAUAACCAUAUGGACUAAUGACAUUUACCAGCUUUCAUUUUAUAAAAACCAUUAAGAGGGCUUCCUGAAAAAAAAGACAGGAUACAGUUGCCAGCCUUGCAAGACUUGGCCCAAUUCACCAAGGCCUGAUACUGGAGGAACAGUUUAGAGUUUGAAGCUGGGAAGCCUGGGUGAAAAUAGCCAACAGUUUUUCACAAUCUUUCAAAAAAAGUUAGUUGACUUUGCUCCCAGGACUAAGUCAACUUUCAUUCUAAAAGAAAAUGCUCUUUAAUUUGCGGAACCUGCUCACUGCUGCAACUUUAAGAAAGAGCAGCAAGCAACUGGUGCAACAUUUUCGGUCCGGGCAACCAACUCAAACUAGUGUUAAUCUGAAAGGUCGUGACCUUCUAACUCUACAAAAUUAUACAGCAGAAGAAAUAAAGUAUUUGCUAUGGACAGCAUCAGAUUUGAAACAAAGAAUAAAGUACAAGGGAGAGUAUUUGCCUUUGUUGCAAGGAAAAUCUUUAGCCAUGAUUUUUGAGAAAAGAAGCACCCGAACAAGAUUAUCUACAGAAACAGGCUUUGCUCUCCUUGGGGGACAUCCUUGUUUCCUCACAACCCAAGACAUACAUUUGGGUAUUAACGAGAGCCUCACAGAUACAGCACGGGUGCUGUCUAGCAUGACAAAUGCAGUCUUGGCCCGAGUUUAUAAACAAUCGGAUUUGGAUCUGUUGGCAAAAGAAGCCUCCAUCCCAAUAGUCAAUGGGUUGUCUGAUUCAUACCAUCCUAUCCAGAUUUUAGCUGAUUACCUUACACUUCAGGAACACUAUGGCUGUCUGAAGGGGCUCACAAUAAGUUGGAUUGGUGAUGGCAACAAUGUCCUGAACUCCAUCAUGAUGAGUGCUGCUAAAUUUGGGAUGCAUUUGCAUGUUGCUACUCCAAAGGGCUUUGGACCGGACCCCAACAUCAUUAAAGUAGCUGAAGAAUACUCCAAAGAGUAUGGCACCAAACUGUUUUUCACGACUGAUCCCUUGGAAGCUGCAAGUGGAGCCAACGUCCUAGUCACAGACACGUGGAUAAGCAUGGGACAAGAAGAGGAGAAGGCAGAGCGAAUGAAGGCCUUCCAGGGUUAUCAGAUCACAAUGCAGACUGGAAAAGCUGCAGCUUCUGAUUGGACUUUUUUACACUGUUUACCAAGAAAGCCUCAAGAAGUUGAUGAUGAAGUAUUUUAUUCUCCACGGUCACUGGUUUUCCAGGAGGCUGAAAACAGAAAAUGGACAAUUAUGGCUGUCAUGGUUUCCCUGCUGACAGAUUACUCACCACAGCUGCAAAAACCUACAUUUUGAUGCUUGGAUUCCUGCCAAGAGAAAAUAUUCCUCACCAGCAAAGUAUUCUGGUCUGCAAAUAUAUAGCUAUCUUUCACACAGGAUCAAAGCAAUGAAUGAUUCCUUAAUAAAACUGCAUAGGCUGACUCUGCUGAACUGUAUAAUAUUGCUUUGCACUCAUGAAAACCUUGGAGAUGAACGAUGCGAAUUAAACUGUGCAGCAUUGCGAUAGCAGUGCUUUUUCUAGAUGCUUUAAGUUGUGUCACUUUUGUAUCGAUUCAUGUCUCUUAAGUUUUCCAAAGCUGUAGUUUAAUGAAAAGAUCCAUUAUUAUCAUAAGCAGUGGUUUAUGUAUGUAGUGGUAGAACUGGUGUUGCAAGCCUCCAGAUCUAUUAUAUAACCUCUGUGCAUCUGACCCUAAAUCUGUUGGAUUUUCUUGUUGAUCUUGGGGCACGUGUGCAGAGAACUAGCACCUUCUUGCUAUAUUCUGGGACCUCAGCAAUUUU
Molecule: messenger RNA, 1965 nt
Organism: Pelodiscus sinensis (Chinese soft-shelled turtle)
Lineage: Eukaryota; Metazoa; Chordata; Testudines; Trionychidae
Gene: OTC
Product: ornithine transcarbamylase
Biological process (GO): L-citrulline biosynthetic process
Cellular component (GO): mitochondrion
Molecular function (GO): ornithine carbamoyltransferase activity; amino acid binding
Source: RefSeq, a predicted model, not a curated record